Messenger RNA from Chaetomium strumarium, 1529 nucleotides. RefSeq lists its product as uncharacterized. Gene Ontology annotation, molecular function: protein kinase activity; ATP binding. The coding region runs from base 275 to 1456 and encodes 393 amino acids. Lineage: Eukaryota; Fungi; Ascomycota; Sordariomycetes; Sordariales; Chaetomiaceae. Gene Ontology annotation, biological process: protein phosphorylation. The record is from RefSeq and is a predicted model, not a curated record. The transcript has 2 exons.
CCGGCCGAGACCAGAACAAAGAGCGGCUCUGAGGCGCACACAUUCCACGUCAACAAGGCUUCCCAGCUCAAGGCUUAACUAUUCAUAUCUCACAUUCUCACCUUCCUUCCUUCCAAGCCAAGCUAGUAUCAUCGUCUCAUCACUUAUUACGCCAAACCCUUGAUAUCACACUUAGGUCAACACUUCUAUAAGCAGCCAGACAACCACGACACAGCAACCAACUCCGAACCCACGCCGUCCAGUCCACGCACACUCCAUACUGAGCAGAGCAGCAAUGACCUCCACGACCACCAUGAAAUCCCUGUACGCGCUCUACAAGCCCCUUCCCAAUGCCAACGACACCGACACCGACAAAGGAGAAUUCCUCGUCCGCCGUGUCACAGACGGCGAGGUCCUGCUCGCCGUUCCCGCGCCCCUGACCACGCUCCGCACCGCCUCCUUCUCCCUAGAGGCCGCCCGCUCCGCAGCAAACCUGCUCAACCACGAGAACCUGGUCUCGAUCCACGACGAGCUGGUCGUCCCCCUGGGGGGCGGCCACCAUAUGCUCGGCUUUGAUGAUCAUGAUAAUAAUAAUAAUGGAAACGACUCAGAAACGAUAAUAGGCAGGCGCAUGCUUCUGUGGGACUAUUGCGACGCGGGCACGCUGCAGGGCGUGGAUGUUCUCCCGAGCGGUCGGGGCAAGAAGGGAUGGAAGAGGGUCAGGGGCAACACGGAGGCGGAGGUGGAUCGGAUGCCGGUUCUGCACCGGGAUAUCAAGGCGGAGAAUGUCCUGCUGCAACGCCCGAGGGGCAUUGAGAUGUACGGCGCGGUGAAGCUGGGCGGGCUGGGCAGGUGCUGGGUGUCCGGGAGCGUGAGCACGACGCGGGAGACGCCCGUGGUGGUGAUGGAGGAGAAGGAUGACGUGCCGUUGGGUGUGUUGCGGCACAGGAGGGCGAGGUGGCAGCGCGGCGGGCAGCGCGGCGGGCUGGCCAUUCCCAGGCCACAUCGGCCUUACACGCAGGGGAGCGAGCUCUUCGCCGUCGGGGCGCUGCUGUACCGCAUGAUGGUUGGCCGGGCGCUGCCGACGGUGGAAGAGUGCGCCGACUGCGGGUGCUUCCACAUCACCAGCAACGACGCGGCCGAGUACAACCCGUGCCACGACAACUGCGUGGGCGACGUCAACAUCGACGAGGUGUUUAAGCCGCUGGCCGGCUACACGGCCUACCUGAAGGCGCUGGUCACGCUGCUCCUGCGCCUGAACCGCCGGGACGAGUGGCGCGCGAGUGAUGCGCUCAACACCGCUUGGCAGGGCUUUGAGAACUGGGCGGCCAACACCGACGACGGCCGCCGCUAUCGAGACAUUUUCGACGACAUCUGGUUCCGGAAGCAGAACCACGCCCGGCUCAAGAAGCGACGCCGGGAGACCCAGGAGGAUGCUGAUGCUAUGGAUGUGGAUGGCGAUGUUUUGGUUGUCUAGCCGGUCCGCGUGUGUUUCGUUUCGUUUCUCUUGUGGCCAGAGCACGGAAUCAAAUCGAGCAGGGUUUGUAUGC